AGUGAAACAGUAAGUAAGUAACCAGAGAUGAACGAGUGAUCGGAGAGAAAGAGAGAGCGGAGGGCACCGAGAGAAAAAAAGACAGGCAGGAAGGGAAAGAGAGCAGGAAUUUGAAAGUAAGAAAACAGUGAAAAAAACAAAAAAAAAGGAAAACAGACCGCCAUAAAAUUCUCCCACGGCCAAAACCUAGGCAACCUCCUUAACAUACCAGCGCCGCCGCUGCCACCAACCGCACAUUAUGCCCUUCGCCGGCAGCCGUCUACCACCAUCACCGAGCUCCACCACAGAUUCCAGCCACACCCACAGCCAUCUGCCUCAUCCGAUCAGCCUUCCCUAAUCAAUCAACACACCACCAAAACACCAUCGCAGCCCAGACCUCUCUCUCCGCGGCGCAGCAACCACAGCCUCCUUUCAACCCAAAUCCCGACCACGUAAUAGCCACCAUAAAACCCGAAAUCAGGCCGAGAAACGAAGCAAAAUUCCACCAGAAACCACACCAAAGAAUCCAACAGUGACUGCUGCCUUUUCUCCCAAUAACCAGAUCGUUUUCUGCCCGUUUCUUCCCGCGGGUUCAUCUCCGCUCGUGAGAUACACGCGCCGCCGACCAAUCGCAUGGCAACUCUCUAGCGCGUGGGUCACGCUUCCCAGUCUCCUUUACAGCAUUUUCCGCCCUAAUUCAGCAGCUCCCGAACGUCGUUUUCAAACUUACUUCACCAUUUGAGAGAAAGUACCAACCUAUCUAUGUAGCUCACUCCCUGCUGCUAUCUUUUUCCUGCAAUUAAUUCCCUACUCGGAUUCGACGAUCUCCUGAAAUGAGAUGGCGUCUUCACAAUCUUCACAAAAUGUGGAGUUGGAGGCUGCUAAGUUUCUACACAAACUCAUUCAAGAUUCUAAAGAUGAGCCCGCGAAACUGGCUACAAAACUCUAUGUGAUUUUGCAACACAUGAAAUCAAGCGGGAAGGAACAUUCCAUGCCGUAUCAAGUAAUAUCAAGGGCCAUGGAGACUGUCAUCAAUCAGCAUGGUCUUGAUAUUGAAGCUUUGAGGUCAUCACGCCUUCCUUUGACCGGUGGAACUCAAAUGGGGGAUUCUUCGACUGCACAAUAUGGAGGAUCUUCACAGGCAGUUGGAGUUGGGAAAGACUCUAAAGCUGGAUUGGCUGAAAAUGAGAUAUCCAAAGUUGAUCCUUCUGCUUCCAGUAGGCCCCCUGCUGGCCCAAGUAGUGCAGGCCAUGAUUAUUAUCAAGGAUCUGGAACUCAAAGGAGCAGCCAGUCAUUUGAUCAUGAAAGUCCUUCUAGUUUGGAAACUAGGUCUGCCAAUUCACAAUCCCAAGAAAGAGGAGCGAAUCAGAAGGAUGGUAAAAAGGCUGUUGCUAAGAGGAAGAGGGGUGAUUCAUCUUUACACUUGGAAAUGCAUGUUGAGAAUCCCCAACAACUUGAUCCUCGCAAUACCAUAGUUAAUCCAAGGAAGGGGAAAAUGAACAAGGUUGACUCACCAGGGAGUUAUGCAGUUAGAGGUGGUGAAAAUACCAGCUUUAAUAAGGUUCCUAGUAGUGGUCAGCUGGAAGUUUCAUCUUCUUAUGUGUCUGCAGGACAACAGCAAGGGGGUUCUCUUUCAUCUGCACAUGAAAGUCUCACUUCCAGGUGUAUGUGGAAUCAAAAUAAAGCAGGGUUACCCCUUGAAAGAUCUCAAGUUCCAAGGUUCUCUUCGAAUGCUGUUUCUGGUAAUGCAACAGCAGAAAUUCCAUUGCAGCAGUCAGCAAUUUCAUCUCUUGGAUCAAGUGCUUUUAGCAAGGUUCAUGGAGGGAUGCCUGCCACUUCAUAUCCAGCAGGGCCCAUGGGGGAGCCAGGGUUUGCAGGUCUAGUGCAAUAUGGUGGUUCUGAACAUCAGAAACAUGGAUUGGCAAAGGGUGCUGUAGCUAGUUCUGCUGAGAAAACCUCAGAAGGAUUUUUUUCUGCUAACCGUGUGGAUGACUUUCCCACUUCACUUUCAACUGGAAAGAUUUUAGAAAAUGAUGGAGGAAGUUCAAACAUGUUUGCAGAGUCAAAUAAAAUUAUCCAGGGUGGCAGGCAAUCUAGUAAUUCAGAAUUGACAAUGAUUAGAUCAACACCUCCUAGAGAUGUUGGAAAAUCUCCUGUUUCCCAGGGUUCUGUCUCUCCUGGCAUGCCUUUCAAUGAACAACAGCUGAGACAGCUCAGAGCUCAGUGCCUUGUCUUUUUAGCAUUCAGAAAUGUUUUGCCGCCAAAGAAACUUCAUCUGGAUAUAGCACUUGGAAAUGUUGUUCCUAAAGAUGGUGGCACUUUGGAUGGUCCUCGCAAAGAGCUGACUGAUCAUAAAGGAAAGGCACAAUCUUCUAAUGAGCCAACCAAUAUUCCUGAACUUUUAAUGCCAUGUGGAAGGCUGAAUAAUGCAAAGGAAUUUGAUAAAGUGCUUCCCGGUUUGGGGGGAAGAUUCUUGGAUGAAAACUGUGCAUCCAAAGAAGCUGAUAAACUUAAAAUGAUGGAGGACAAAAGUGGUCUACCUUCUGACCCCUCGAUGCUUGCAGAUGAAAGGAAAUAUCUGUACUCCACAAGGAAACUGGAUGCUGAAAUACAAAGGCAGGAAGCAGUGGAAUCGCAGGCAGUUUUCACCACUGCAAUGCAGCAGCCUGAUUCAGCAAGGGGUGGUUUACCCUUGAGUAACCCUGUGGACAGCAUGGGGAAUGCCUUUCUUCAAGUUGGAAAAACUGACCAUGCUUCUUCUGCAACAUUCAUAAAUAAGCAGGCAAUCCCUGAGGCAGUUAGCUGGACUAGAAUUGGCAGUCAAUCCCUACCAUCCGGCUCCAUUCAGCUCGGAUUGGUUCCAGACAGAAAAGAUAAUGCUCCUAGUCAGUUUCACAUUCUUGGCAAUAGUAAUGCUUCAGAACAAGAUGAUGAUGAUAAGUCAGCCGCUUCUACUGAUUCACCACCUUCUCCAAAGUACACCAUGUUAGAGAAAUGGAUUAUGGAUCAGCAGAGGAAGAAACUUUUAACCGAGCAAGGUUGGGUUCUAAAACAGCAGAAAACAAAACAAAGAAUUGCCACUUGUUUUGACAAGUUAAAGGAAACUGUUAGCUCGUCUGAAGACAUAUCUGCAAAAACCAAAAUUGUAAUAGAAUUGAAAAAGCUUCAGCUCUUGGAGCUUCAACGCCGUCUAAGGAGUAAUUUUCUCAAUGAUUUUUUUAAGCCCAUCACAAAUGACAUGGAUCGUUUGAAAUCAUAUAAGAAACAUAAGCAUGGCAGGAGGAUCAAACAACUUGAAAGGUAUGAGCAGAAAAUGAAGGAAGAACGACAAAAGAGGAUACGUGAGAGGCAGAAGGAGUUCUUUGCUGAGAUAGAAGUUCACAAGGAAAGACUGGAAGAUGUGUUUAAGAUUAAGAGAGAACGCUGGAAAGGUUUCAAUAAAUAUGUCAAAGAGUUCCAUAAAAGGAAGGAGCGUACCCAUCGGGAGAAGAUUGACAGAAUCCAGCGUGAGAAGAUUAAUUUAUUGAAAAUCAAUGAUGUUGAGGGGUAUCUGCGAAUGGUGCAGGAUGCAAAAUCAGACCGUGUUAAGCAACUGCUGAAAGAGACGGAGAAGUAUCUUCAAAAGCUGGGAUCCAAGCUACAGGAAGCUAAGUCUAUGGCAAGCCGAUUUGAGAAUGAUAUGGAUGAGUCACGGCAUGCUGCUGUUGUUGAGAAGAAUGAAACUUCUGUUGAGAAUGAAGAUGAAAGUGACCAGGCCAAGCAUUACAUGGAAAGCAAUGAGAAGUACUAUUUGAUGGCUCAUAGUGUAAAAGAAAGCAUUGCAGAACAGCCAACAUGUCUCCUGGGCGGAAAAUUAAGGGAGUAUCAGAUGAAUGGACUAAGGUGGUUGGUUUCACUAUACAACAAUCAUUUGAAUGGCAUUCUUGCUGAUGAAAUGGGUCUUGGGAAAACUGUUCAGGUUAUUUCUCUAAUUUGCUACCUGAUGGAAACAAAAAAUGAUAGAGGGCCUUUCUUGGUGGUUGUACCUUCUUCAGUUUUACCUGGCUGGGAGACUGAAAUCAAUUUCUGGGCACCUGGAAUCCACAAAAUUGUCUAUUCUGGGCCUCCGGAGGAGAGGCGCAGGCUAUUUAAGGAAAAGAUUGUGCAUCAAAAAUUCAAUGUCCUUCUGACAACGUAUGAAUAUCUGAUGAACAAACACGAUAGACCGAAACUGAGCAAGAUACAUUGGCGAUAUAUAAUAAUUGAUGAAGGCCAUCGCAUAAAGAAUGCUUCUUGCAAAUUGAAUGCUGACUUGAGGCAUUAUCAGAGUUCUCACAGGUUGUUAUUAACUGGAACACCACUACAGAACAAUCUUGAGGAAUUGUGGGCACUACUCAACUUUUUGCUACCUAACAUAUUUAACUCAGCAGAGGAUUUUUCUCAGUGGUUCAACAAACCAUUUGAGAGUAAUGGUGAUAAUUCAGCCGAUGAAGCCUUACUUUCCGAGGAGGAAAAUUUGUUGAUCAUAAACCGUCUCCACCAAGUUCUUCGACCAUUUGUACUUCGGAGACUGAAACACAAGGUUGAGAAUCAACUGCCUGAGAAGAUUGAGAGACUUGUUCGGUGUGAGGCUUCUGCAUAUCAGAAGCUUCUUAUGAAGAGAGUAGAAGAGAAUCUUGGUUCAAUUGGAAAUUCAAAGGCUCGAACAGUGCACAACUCAGUUAUGGAGCUUCGUAACAUAUGCAAUCAUCCAUACCUUAGCCAGCUUCAUGCGGAUGAGGUUGAUACUUUGAUACCUAAGCAUUUUCUGCCACCAAUUAUUAGACUUUGUGGAAAGCUUGAGAUGCUAGAUCGUUUGCUACCCAAAUUGAAAGCAACAGACCAUCGGGUUCUUUUCUUUUCCACAAUGACCAGGCUGCUUGAUGUUAUGGAGGAGUAUCUCACUUGGAAACAGUAUCGAUACCUUCGCUUGGAUGGUCAUACCUCUGGAGGUGACCGUGGUUCACUCAUUGACCGUUUUAACCAACAAGAUUCUCCAUAUUUUAUUUUCUUGCUCAGCAUUCGGGCUGGUGGUGUUGGAGUGAACCUUCAAGCUGCUGAUACUGUGAUCAUAUUUGAUACUGAUUGGAAUCCUCAGGUUGAUCUUCAAGCUCAAGCAAGGGCUCAUAGGAUUGGCCAGAAGAGGGAUGUGCUUGUUCUUCGAUUUGAAACAGUCCAAACUGUUGAAGAACAAGUCAGAGCUUCUGCUGAGCAUAAACUGGGAGUUGCUAAUCAGAGCAUUACUGCUGGUUUCUUUGACAAUAAUACAAGUGCAGAAGAUCGAAGGGAAUACUUGGAGUCCCUUCUGCGUGAAUGCAAGAAAGAGGAGGCUGCCCCUGUUUUAGAUGAUGAUGCUCUAAAUGAUCUCUUAGCUCGCAGUGAAUCAGAGAUUGAUGUAUUUGAAUCAGUUGACAAACAAAGGCGGCAUCAAGAGAUGGCAACAUGGAAGAGUUUGUUAUCGGGUCAAGGGAUGGAUGCUUUGGAACCUCUACCACCUUUGCCUUCACGCCUUGUAACAGAUGAUGACUUGAAAGCACUCUAUGAAGCAAUGAAGUUGUAUGAUAUGCCAAAGGCUGGGGCAGAAUCCAAUGCAGGGGCGAAGCGUAAGGGGCAGCAUGUUGGGGGCCUUGAUGCUAAACAUUAUGGAAGGGGCAAACGAGCUAGAGAGGUACGCUCUUAUGAAGAGCAAUGGACAGAAGAGGAAUUUGAGAAGAUGUGUCAGGCUGAAUCUCCAGACUCUCCUAAGGUGAAAGAAGAAACAGGAGAGAGGAACUUGCCAAAAGAGGCUAGUGGGUCUUUAUUGGCUAUUGGUUGCACAGAACCUCAAGCUCCACCACAACUGCCACCGCUGCCACCUCCUGUGGAGCCUCUCCUGCUGCAGCAGAGCAAAGAGGUAACUCCUCCAUCAAAACGGGGGCGUGGAAGGCCGAGAAGAGCAACUUCAGAUAAAUCUCCAGCUGCGAUGGUACUCUCAGUACCUCCUGAAACUGGCAAAGUGGAUGUGGAGUUACAGAAGGGAAUAGAGUCUGGCUCCUCAAAAACAUCUCCUCUUGAUUCUUCUCCUGUUCCUAAUUUAGAAGGUAAUAGUGGAGCCACACCUCAUUUAGGAUCAAGGAUUGCUCCCAGUGCUCAGCCAACCACUCCAGUUUCUGUUGCACUUAGCUCACAAAUCACUACUGCUCCCCUUUCUGUGCCAUUGCAAUCAAGAGGUCGAGGACGGAAGGUUCAAGGUGCAGUUCAAACACCACGGCGCAGAGGAAAGAAUCAAGUGGCUGUUUCACCCACCACUUCAAGUUCUGCUGUUCCUGAUCCAAAUAUAAAUGAUCAAUCACAGAAUGUAUCUGUCAAUCCAUCAGUAAUUGCCAUGGGUGGAACUGUUUCUAGUGCUCCCAUGCCACAACAUCCUACUAAUUUUCCUGCUGCUGCUGCUGCUGCUGUAGAGGGUAUUAGUGCAGCCACUCAUCAUUCUGGGCCUGGGACUGCUUUGGAUUCUCAACCAAACCCUCCCAACCCUUCUAUCUCCCCUACCAUUCAAUCCAUAGUUCCUAGUUCUUCAGUUCCUAUGCAAGUCAAAGGGCAAAACCGAAAGACUCAAAGUGGCACUGAAACAACUCGACGCAAAGGAAAGAAAGAGGUGCCAGUAUCACCUUCUGUUCCAGAUGCUUCAGACAGUCAGCUUUCAAAAUCCAAUCCAACGUUGUCACAGGAUAAAUCUGGGGAAUCAGGAAGUAAAGCUAUUUUCAUGGUUAGUAACCAACAGAAUGAUGCUCUGGACAGAGAUGUUAACCAGGAGCAAGUGUCCCAAGAAGUUGGCCAGGAUAAAAAAGCAACUGAGCUUUUGGAUGAUGUAGCCCAGCAUAGGCAACCAGCCAGCACUCUUACAACGCAUGAUGGUAUUACCAGAUCUAUGGCUUGUGCAGGAUCUUCUGGACAAAUACAUGGUGUUGAUAUGCAUGAUGUAGCUUCUGUGACAAAGGAGGUUUCAGCAGUGAAUAGCUCUUCAAAAGCUAAAGUACUUGAAGUUUCUGGGAGUGAAAGUGGAGUUAUCCUGUCUACACCUCAAUUAAGUAAGCGCUUUGCAGAGGUGGUCCAGAAUCAAAGCUCAGAGGAUAACCCUUCCCCAGUGGUUUAUCCUGCAACUGAGUCAUUACUCCAUUCUGCCACUGUAGAAGGUGUUUGCAAAACUGUGCAUCAGCUUGCUCCAAAGAUUACUUCCAGCUCUCAGCCAAUUUCAUCUUAUCCUUCUGUUACUCCAGUAUUUCAAUCUAACACUCCUGAAGCCAUGCAAGUUAAAAGGCAAGGUCAUAAAGCUCCUACCAGAGGGGAAGCACCUAGACGAAGAGGUAAGAAACAGGGUUCAAUUUCACCUGCUGUGGAUGCUACAAUUGGUCAGGAUCCCAUUGUAAAUCCUCAAAUGCAAAUGCAAAAUAAGUCCAGAGAUUCAUUAGGGAGCAAGGUCAUAUCCUUGAGGAGUGCUCAAGGAAAUGAACUCAAGGAGUUGAAGAAUGUUGUUCAGGAAGCACAUAUUCCCAGUGGUUUAGUUGGUCAAGAUCCAAAAAGAAAAGAAGCUAGUGGGAUUCUGGCUGUUGGCCGAAUUCAGACUGCUGACGUAACUGAUGUUGCUCGUGUGAUGAAGGAGAUUUUUUCUGAGACUUGCUCUUCAAAAAAUAAAAUUGGUGACUCUUCUACAGUUGAAGUUAGAAGUGCCCCUGUUUCAAGUAAGAUGUCUGUGGAGGUGGCAAAAAACCAAAGCUCAGAGGGUAAAGCACUAUCCGCUGUGUCAAUUUUAGAAGCUACACUUCCAGUCAUGGGGAGUUCAAAUGAUGAUUCUAAACAGCCUGGGUCUGGAGAUGGUGUCAAGAUGGAAGGGGAUCAUACUCCUGCUUUGGGUAAGGCUCCUACUUCUGAAAUCAAUCCCUCUAUGCUUGAAAUCAAGACCAGUCAUGGCCCUGUUGAAAAAAUGAGAGAGUUGAUACGGGCUUCCACUGAAAACCCAGUCAUGGGAAGUAAUAUGGAAGUCAAUCAUUCAGUUCUUGAUGCUGGUGACAGGGACAAUAUUACUUCUCAGAGACCUGCUCCUGAAGGUCUUCUUGGUGAUGGUGGUGAUCCUCCCAUGGUUACCCUAUCUGUUUCAGAUGUAACAGAACACCCUAGGAGUGACUCUGGAUACAGAACGCAGGCUUCAAAAGCAUCUCCUAAGUUUUCUCCACAUGUUAGCCUUGGCAAUCGUACAAUUUCCAUUAAACCUGAUUAUACUGAUUAUUUUUCCUUAGGGACUGUUACUCCUGUUGCAGAUCAUUCAGAUUCAAGAAAUAUCCUAAGUGUAGCUGAUAGUGUAUCUAGAAGCAGUAAUAAGCCUUCUGUGAAAGAGUCCCUAGAUUCUUCUCUUGAAAUCAGAGAUGAUGAAGCUAAAACUCAUAUUCAAUCGGGGGUUGAUAUAACCAAGGUUGAGGGUGAGGAGGUCUGCAAAAUGCAAAUUGAUCCUGCUGUAUCAGAGGCCUCUUCUCUUAAAUAUCUGUCUUCUUCCAACAAGAUAGAGCCAAACAGUUCUGCAGCUGGAGCCAGUCAUCGAAAGGAUGCUUUUUCUCAGUUUGGUGGGAUUGUGCUGCAAAAUAUUUCUCCACUCAGAGGAAAUACCUAUGGCCCAUGUGAGAAUGAUCUUGUUGGAAGCUCAGUAGCAGUGGAGGAACCACACAAAACUGAAGCAGGUAACAAAGCAGAAUAUUCUCAGGUUGGUGCGUUUGUGCCAAAAGAUUUGUCAGAAAACAUGGUUCUACCCUCGUCCCCACUGGCAAGGGAGGAAGAAAAGGACAGUAGACCAUUUGAGCAGGGUUUAGCUGGCAGCUCAAUAGAACCAGAAACAUCAAAGGGGUUUGAGGCUCAAAUGGCCAGUAAAAUGGAUGUAUCUAAUGCUAAUGUUAUCAUUCCAGAAAUUAGACCAGAACACAUGGUUCUACCCCAAUCUUUCUUGGAAGCAGAAGAAAACAUCAAUGGCAUUUUGGAGAAUGAUGCGGCUUGCUGUUUGGUGGUGCCAGAGGGAGCAAAGGGAUCUGAAGUUGAAAAUGAUGAUCAGAUGGGCGCGCAGAAGGUGUCUGAUAGUGUACAAGAAAUUGUGGAUCCCUUACCAUCUUCUCUUGUAAUAGAGGAAGAUCAGGUUGAGGGCUCAUCCGAGAAGGGUGCGCUUUGUUUCUCUGUAAUAGUUCAAAAUUCAGGAGGGUCAGAAGCUGAAGCAGGCAAGCAACUAGAUGCAUCUCAUGCUGAGACUUUGGUACGAGAAAAUGUAUCAGAGAACAUGGUUUCGCCAAGAUCUUCUUUGGUAUCAGAGGCACCAGUGGUUGAGGGCUCUUCUGAGCAGGAUAUAUUUGGCUUCUCAGUAGUACUAGAGACAUCUAAAGGGUCUGCUACUAAUAAUGAGGUUCAAGUAAAUCCAUCUCAGGUAGAUGGAGUUGUGCCUGAAACUAAAACGGGCAUAUGGAUGCAGGAAUCUGAGAUUGCAAGAUCAUCUGAGAAGCACCAAGAUGACAGCUCAGUAGCCAAGCAAUCAAAACCAUCUGCAAUUGAAGAGGGCAGUCAAAUGAUAGUAUCUGAGGUUGGUGGAAUUGUGCAUGAAACUUCUUUGGAAAACAGUUGUGUGCCAUCUGUCUCAGAAACAAAGGCAGAAAACGCUAAUUGCUUAUAUGAGAAAAGUUCUCAUUGCGUCUUGCUUGCUCUAGAGGAAGCAAAACAGUCUGAAACUGAAAGUAGCAACCAACUGGCUGUAUCUGAUUUUCCUAUGACCGGGCCUGAAAAUUCUUUGGAGAACAUAUGCCAGUCUUCAUGUUCUCUAACAAUGGAGGCGGAUAAGAUUGAGGGCUCGUCUAAGAAGAGUUCUUGUGACAUCUCAGUAGCAAUGGAGGAAUCAAAAAAGUUUGAAAAAGAAAACGAUGAAUCUCAUGUUGGUAGCAAGGAAUGUGAAGAAAGUCAAGUUGUUGGUACCAGUUUCGAACACACACAGGUUGGUAGCAUUGGACCAGAAGAAACAUCUGGAAACACAGACAAAUCCUCAUAUUCCUCAGAAAUGCAGGAAGGUAAGAUUGAGGGCUCAUCUCAGAAUAUCCCAGAGGAAUCAAAUAGGUCGGAAGCUGAAACAGAUGAUCAAACUCAGUAUGGUGGGAUGGCUCUAGCCAACAUGUCAGAAAAUAUCGAGGGCUCUUAUUCCUCAGGGAUGCAGGAAGACAAGAUUAAGGGCUCUUCUUUGAAUGUACCAGAGGAAUCAAAUAGGUUGGAAGCUGAAACAGAUGAUCAAACUCAAUUUGGUGGGAUGACUCUAGCUAAGAUGUCAGAAAAGAUUGAGGGCUCAUCUCUGAAUGUCCCAGAGGAAUCAAAUAGGUCGGAAGCUGAAAUAGAUGACCAAGCUCAAUGUGGUGGGAUGGCUCUAGCGAACAUGCCAGAAAAGAUAGAGAGCAUAUCUUUCUCAGGGAUGCAGGAAGACAAGAUUGAGGGCUCUUCUCUGAAUGUCCCAGAGUCAAAUAGGUUGGAAGCUGAAACAGAUGAUCGAACUCAAUUUGGUGGGAUGGCUCUAGCUAAGAUGUCAGAAAAGAUUGAGGGCUCAUCUCUGAAUGUCCCAGAGGAAUCAAAUAGGUCGGAAGCUGAAAUAGAUGACCAAGCUCAAUGUGGUGGGAUGGCUGUAGCGAACAUGCCAGAAAAGAUAGAGGGCUUAUCUUCCUCAGGGAUGCAGGAAGACAAGAUUGAGGGCUCUUCUCUGAAUUUUCCAGAGUCAAAUAGGUUGGAAGCUGAAACAGAUGAUCAAACUCAAUUUUGUGGGAUGGCUCUAGCUAAGAUGUCAGAAAAGAUUGAGGGCUCAUGUCUAAAUGUCUCAGAGGAAUCUAAGAGGUCGGAAGCUGAAACAAAUGACCAAGCUCAAUGUGGUGGGAUGGCUCAAGCUAACAUGCCAGAAAAGAUAGAGGACGUAUCUUUCUCAGGGAUGCAGGAAGACAAGAUUGAGGGCUCAUCUCAGAAUGUCCCAGAGUCAAAUAGGUCAGAAGCUGAAACAGAUAAUCAAACUCAAUUUGGUGGGAUGGCUCUAGCUAAGAUGUUAGAAAAGAUUGAGGGCUCAUCUCUGAAUGUCCAAGAGGAAUCAAAUAGGUCGGAAGCUGAAACAAAUGACCAAGCUCAAUGUGGUGGGAUGGCUCUAGCGAACAUGCCAGAAAAGAUAGAGGACUUGUCUUCCUCAGGGAUGCAGGAAGACAAGAUUAAAGGCUCUUCUCUAAAUGUCCCAGAGGAAUCAAAAAGGCAGGAAGCUGAAACUGUAACUGAUGAUGAAACUCAGUGUGAUGGGAUGGCUCCAGCGAACAUGUUGCCUUCAUCUUCUCUCUUGGAGGAAAAGACUGACGUCUUAUCAGAGAAAGAUCCAGCUGAAUAAUAUUGGUGGAUCCAAAAUUAUCUGAAGUUGUAGAGUGAUAAGCUGUCUUCAGCUUGAAUUGUGCCAAGAAAGUACCAUCCAGCUUGGCUUCAUUUUUUAGCAUCAGUGGGAAGAUUUGAGGGCCAAUUUGAAAAGGACCCAGUUGGGGAGGUCAGUGGCACUGGAGGAAUCACAAAGAUCCGUGGCUGUUUCUGUUUCAGGUAUUUAUGAACCAAGAAUUUUGCUGUACAGCUGUACUGUAAUUUCCUGAAUUAUAGCCUAUCUUUAAGCUCACUGAAUUUGGGUUGACAGUCUUGACUGACAACACCUAAGUUAAUCUGGUUUUAUAUUGCCCCGUGUAAGUGAUCUAAUUUAUGGUUUGGUUGUACAGUACCGUGUAUAUUAGGGUUUUUAUUUUUAAGUUGUAGAUAAAUUUAGAAAAAACUCAUAUUUUGUAAAAUUGAAUAAUAGUUUUAAUAUCAAAAUAAACUAAAUAUUCUAUUUA
This is a messenger RNA of Populus trichocarpa (black cottonwood), 11882 nucleotides long. Its product is annotated as chromatin structure-remodeling complex protein SYD. Gene Ontology annotation, molecular function: ATP-dependent chromatin remodeler activity; ATP binding; DNA binding. Bases 818 to 11398 code for a protein of 3526 amino acids. Lineage: Eukaryota; Viridiplantae; Streptophyta; Magnoliopsida; Malpighiales; Salicaceae. The transcript has 35 exons. Gene Ontology annotation, biological process: positive regulation of transcription by RNA polymerase II. Gene Ontology annotation, cellular component: nucleus. The record is from RefSeq and is a predicted model, not a curated record.